Molecule: messenger RNA, 888 nt
Organism: Oppia nitens
Lineage: Eukaryota; Metazoa; Arthropoda; Arachnida; Sarcoptiformes; Oppiidae
Gene: Sec20
Product: vesicle transport protein SEC20-like
Exons: 3
Coding region: 146-868 (240 amino acids)
Biological process (GO): retrograde vesicle-mediated transport, Golgi to endoplasmic reticulum
Cellular component (GO): endoplasmic reticulum; SNARE complex
Molecular function (GO): SNAP receptor activity
Source: RefSeq, a predicted model, not a curated record
UUUACCAUAACUUUUAUUAGUAGAGAUGUUUACUUGAGUUUUGUGUUAUAAAGUGACGCAAACAUAGACUGAAUGACUGUUUUGUCGACAAUUUAUUGUUGUUUUGAUUUGACAUUCAAUUGAUUGAUAUCUUUGACUGAAUUGAAUGGUCAGUCAAGUGAUGGCAAUGGAGACGGCAUUACAUAUAAAGACAUAUAAAGACAAUAUCAUUAAAAGUGAUUUACAACUCAAAGCAUUGAUCAAUGACAUUUCAAAGUGCAACACAUGUGAAGAAGACAUCAAUUAUCUCAUAUCACGAGCUUCUCAACUGAUCCGUAGCUACAAGACAUCGAUUGAUGAUUUGAUUAAAACAUCUAAAGAGUUGUCAACAGUGUCUCAAAAGAAAUCAUUGGACACCGAAAUCGAUGGUUUUCGGAACCAAUUGGAGGCCAACUCAAUAUCAUUAAGAAAAGCAAUAGCUGGCAGUCAAAAGUGCAUUUCAACAAAAACAAGGGAACAAUUGUUUAAUAUAAACACUGAACAGACAUCUUUAAGACAUAGAAAUGUCGGUUCAGUUAAUCGGGAAUUAUUGGCCAAUAAGUCAAAUGCCAUAACCGAUAACUUGAAAUCCGUGAGUCGACUGUUAGCCGCACAGGUGACACAAAGUGAGCAGACAUUGCAUACUCUGAUUGAUUCGUCGGCAAUGGUUACCGAAACAGGAGAAGAAUUCAAAUCGAUGUCUAAUCUUAUUGUUCAUUCACGCAAACUGUUGACCAAAUAUGGUCGCCGAGAGAUCACCGAUAAAGUGCUUAUUAUAUUAGCCUUAAUAUUCUUUUUUGGCUGUGUUUUGUAUGUUAUGACCAAAAGAUUAUUUUGGAGAUACUAUUAGUUAUAUUUUAAUUUAUAUUU